Messenger RNA from Exophiala spinifera, 1461 nucleotides. RefSeq lists its product as uncharacterized. Bases 1 to 1461 code for a protein of 486 amino acids. Gene Ontology annotation, cellular component: COG complex. Gene Ontology annotation, biological process: intra-Golgi vesicle-mediated transport. Lineage: Eukaryota; Fungi; Ascomycota; Eurotiomycetes; Chaetothyriales; Herpotrichiellaceae. The record is from RefSeq and is a predicted model, not a curated record. The transcript has a single exon.
AUGGCCACACAAACCGCUGGAGGAAGCGGACGAACGACAUCAACCUACAUCGAUCUCGACUACAUCACCUCCAAUGACUUUUCGCCCCAUCAACAUGCCAACAAUCUCGUCCUUGCUACCAACAACCCGUCUGAUCCAACCAUCGACCUCACAACACCUUUGUCUCGCGUUCUCUUUGAUCUCCAGGAAAUAGAUUCACACAUUCAUACUUUGACAUCUCGUUCUGCUCUCGACAUUCUGACAUACACGUCUACCCAAAAUGCAGCUGCUCAGCGCAUCUUGGGCAAGGUCGAGGAAGAGCGAAGGCGACUUACUGAGAGUUACGCGCGGCUCGAGAACGAGGUCCUUGUCCGCCAUCAACGAGCGGUUGACGCAAAGUUGACCGCUCAACGGAGUCUUGAAGCCAUCCAAUUAGGCCGCGCUGUACAACGAAUCCUCGGACUUGCACGCCAGUUCGACACCAUACUCGCUGAUUCCGGACUCGGUGCCCCUGGUAAGCUGGGCAAGGAAGACCACAGUAGCCUAGUCAGAGCGACACUUCUGAUUCUUGCUUUGCGCGAUGCAAUGAGCGGAUCCGAUGGCGCCCAACUGGGCCGUGUCAACAUGGUCAAGACCUUGCGUGGCAAGGUGUUUGAGGAUGGAGAGGCAAAGAUACUGGAUUUUGCUCGACGAGUCGUACGCGAAUUUUCAAUGAGCACGUUAUCUUCUUCAACACACGCAGCUGGGGGAGCCACGGCAGGUCCUACCUUUCGGGAAGCCGAGCAAAGUCGUGCACGUUUCUCAAGUGCCACUCACAUCCUCUACUUGCUCUCUCCUGCACCCAGAAUUGACGGUGAGAAAAUGAGCAGGAAAGAUUUCGAGCCAGAAUAUCUACUGCGUGCCUUGCAAAGCUACCUACAGACGGCUAUCACAUCGAGUUCAGCCACCAUCGGCCGAGCUUUGGGGCAGCUGCCGAUGCUGGAUAGAGCGCUACUGGAGGCCAGUGCUCGUUGCCAGAAUGUGGUGGCCCUGGAGGUGUUACUCCGCGGGAUAUCGCCCCCGGAACAUCCGUUACUCCAAGCAAAAGAAAGCGCAAGUGUCGAGGAAAGCGACAGUGGUGAGGAGGAUGAUACCGCAGCACCUACGAACGAAUCGUCUUCGGAAACAUUCCUCACCCUCCUCCUCAAUGCUCUCGAUACAGCCUCUCUGCCCUCCUAUUUCUGGAGGUCCCUGGCAUCUUCGCUAUCAUCUCGGGUGUCCGAGAUCUUGAAUCGAGGUGGGGUAUCUGCGCGCACGCUCAAAAGUCAACGCGACACUGUAAAAGCCGAGAUACGCGAUUGCGUUCUCCGGGGUUCUAGGAUGCCAAAGACUGUGGUUUUAGGAGAUGCCAGGGCGACUGCGAAUGGGGAGGAACCUGUGGGAAAUUGGGAACGAGAAGCUGCAGUCAUGGUGCAAAGUGUGGUAGGCCCUCUGGGACGGUGA